CUAACGCUGGACAGGUCGCCGCCCACCUCCAAAGGGUUGCCUGGCCAACCCAGCCCAGCGCCUCCCGCCACCGCUUGAACGCUGGAAGUCACAGCUACUACCAUGGAUGAGGUACGCAAAGGCGAGGAGCCAAAACACGGCGCCCGGUGACAUCCAUGGACGACCCCUCCCCUGCUUCCUCGGAUUGCGCGACGCAGUAACAAUGGAACCUGGUAACAAACACUCACUCGACUAAAUUGCCCGCCCGCCCGACCGUCCACUCUGACCUGAACCCCUUCACCACCACCACCACCACCACUUCUUGGCCGCUCGCCGCCCCGCCAUUCCUGUCUCUGCGUCGAGCAUUCCAGACAGCUCGCAUUGUCCUGCGCCCCAGGACAAAGGCCGACUGCAUUCCAUUCGUCCUCGACGCCUUCGCCGACAUGGGGCAAGCGGCGCCGCCCUUCAUGUACGGCGCCGAGCCGCGCAACGACUCGCGCUUCCCCAGAUCUUCCUUCGAUCCCAAAGCUGUGACGCGAGCCAGCUGGGAGCCCAAGCCUCGCAAGCCUCAGCCCACUGGCCCGCUUGUCUCUUUCAAUCGUCACCCCGAGUCCGUACAUGUCCUCCAGCGCAAUCCAAGUCCCGGCUGGCCGCUGACAUUCUGGUCCAGCUCCCAUCUGGUCCUUGCGACCCAACAGACCAACUAUGUGCCCCUCGGCCGGCGCACAAAGAAAUGCAUCAAGUGGCUGCGCCGUCUGCAGCUCGUCCUGCGAGUCCUGCAACUCUGCGGCGCCGCCGGCAUCCUCAUCCUCAUGAUCCUCAUCACCAACGUCAACCCCGCCACUGCAUGGGUCCUCCGCAUCGUGGCCGGCAUUUCCAUGAUGCACUGUACUUAUGGCGCCUAUCAUCUCUCCCGCGACGCUUCCGGCCGCACUCCGGCAUCCUCUGCUGCCUAUCAGGUCUUUGCCAGCAUAGCUGACCUGUGUGUUCUGUCUACUUAUGCCUAUGGUGCCUUGACUGCCUACAAGAGUGCCGGUGGAUGGGCCACCUUGCUUGCUGACCAGAACCUCGUGCGAUACUUCGUUCCGGCCGUUUACUAUACCCUCGUCGGCUGUGGCGGCCUGCACGUCAUCACCCUGUCUGUUUCACUCUGGCUCGGAGUCGCCUUCCGCAGAAUCAGCCUCAUGCCUCCAGAUCUGAACCCCCUCGAAGACCAUCUGACGGCAAGGCCUUUCCACAAGCGAAACAAGUCUUCCGUCACCACGGCUAGCAGCGUCGGAGACGAGAAAUGCUUGUCGACACCGACGGAGGCGAGCCGUUUCUCUGACCUACGCUCUGAGGACUCGUUUCGGCCACCGAGCGUGCCCUUUAUGCACACGAGAACUGGCUCGAGCCAUUCUCAGCUGAGCCGAGACUCUAGAAGCGACUUCCCAGCGAGGCAAUACCAAAUUGUCCCCAGCGGUGGCCGUCUCGGGCAUUCAUCGGCCUGCUCGGCUCCAAUUCGUGCAGAUGUGUCUAUGCCUCGCUCCUUGCGAGGUGGUUCAUACGUUCAACUGCCCACAACGGAGCCUGGAUCGCCUCAGCGGGACCUGACAUCCAAACAAGACGGAAGUUCAGCCCGGAAGCCAAAGUUCACCGAGGCAUGGGCGCCGACCGAUUCCCUCAUCUCCAGAACGUACCACCGCAAGAGCACCGGUGAAGCGAGGCUGCCGUACACAGCUUUGACCCAGCGCUACAACUUGGACGAUCCGUCUGACUCGGAGUACGAGGAUGAGAACGUGCAGACUGGAGACCUCACGGCCGCAUUAUCCGCGCCCAAGCAUCCAAACCCCCUCCGGUCCCACCCGCCGCCGAGGGCGCAAGCAACACCAAACUGCCCUGCCACACGGCCGUCCCAGGCCUUGCUGGUGGAGGUGAGCGGCAAUGAGCGUCGGGUCAGCGAUAGCAGGGACAUUGCCGAUCAGACACUGAGUCAGCAGAGCCCGUGGCAGAGGCAACGAAACAGUUCCAUUCAACCCGAGGAUGGCUUUUACUCAAGACCGUAUGGUGAUCUUAAGCCCUCCACUCCUCCAAUCAUGAUUGGCAGCGGCCGUAAGGUCUCGACCGGCAACGACUUUGCAUUCACGUACGCUUCCAAUUCUCACGGCCGACGCGUCAUGAGUGGCAGACAGGCCGAGGAGGGCCUUGCUGCAGCCCAAGUCUCGAGACGAGGCCUCGCGGGGAGCUAGGAAGUGUGCUCGUCUGUUUCUGUUUACCCGUGUUUGGUCACUUACCGGCUUGCGUAUCUGAUGCAUGUAAAAGGAUGGGCCUGUCGGUUGGCAUUGGAACUCUCUUUUUGUCUCACGAUGGAUAGGCGAAGAAGGACAUGCGAGAUGAAUAUACAAUGAUGAGAAUGAUAAGACACUGAGUGGCCGACUACCUGGAUACACAUUGGGUGGAGGGCCGAGGUGUUUUACCCCUCAAACCUCCUGACCCCGUCCAUAUGAGCGCCACACAGACGCAGACACCGCCGCCACAUCGCCUUUCCAGCGCCCUUUGUCCCACGCAUCGAG
Molecule: messenger RNA, 2531 nt
Organism: Purpureocillium takamizusanense
Lineage: Eukaryota; Fungi; Ascomycota; Sordariomycetes; Hypocreales; Ophiocordycipitaceae
Exons: 2
Coding region: 423-2207 (594 amino acids)
Source: RefSeq, a predicted model, not a curated record